Molecule: messenger RNA, 648 nt
Organism: Protopolystoma xenopodis
Lineage: Eukaryota; Metazoa; Platyhelminthes; Monogenea; Polystomatidea; Polystomatidae
Source: the annotation of a GenBank genome assembly
AGAGAUCAAGAUUUAUUAACAAAUAUCAUCAAACCGAACAUCUUGGCAUUGAGCUCACUUCGAUCGUCUUCAAAUAAAAUUAAUGAACUCUCUUCCAACCCCUCUUCGUCUUCUGCUCUCAAGUCGAAGUUUUUUUCAAAGAAUAACAUACAACCAUCCACUACGCCCUCUUCUUUAUCUAAAACCAGAACUGUGUCUGCAACUGGAUCGGGAAAAUCAAAUACCAGCAAACCUUUGCGUAAUUUAGUGAUUGCACUUAGUGGAUACCAGAACCCUUUGCGUGCAGACCUCCGUCAGAAAGCAAUCGCACUUGGAGCUCUUUAUAACAAAGAAUGUUGUGCAUUUUCCAACACACCAAAAUUCAAGGCUGUAUGUGGUAAAGGUAUCAUAGUUACUGAAAAGUGGCUCAACGAUUGCUAUCAACAAAAGCGUCUGCUGGAAUGGCGGCCUUAUCGUCAGGGUAGAGCUUCUACUCCCCCGAAUGCGGCGGCUCUACCCUCAACUUCAUAUUCUGUCCAUCCUAUUUCUACAUUUGAUUCUUCAAGCAUGAAUGCCGAUAGUUCAAGAUUUCCUGACGCAAAAAUUGACCAAAAUGGAUAUAAGAUUGCAAGCAAAGUAAAAUCCAGUUUCCGAAGUCUCAAUGGUUGA